AUGAGAUUCUUCUUGGCUUGCUUUUUGUUCCUUUCACCUAUCCUUGUGAGGGGUAAUAUGGAGGAGGCAGUUGAGAAGGCCGUCUCCACGAUGCAAUCAGACCCAGGAGGAUUCGGAUAUGCUCUCGGUGAGAAAGCGCGACCCGUUGCGGAUUGGCUUGACGCCGAUGCACCGGCAAGUGGACAUGAAUGGGAAAGUGUAACACGAUCGUAUCACCCUUCUCAUGGGGUCCCGAUAAGUAAGGAAGAGGUCGUGAAUUGGAUUGAUAAUGAUCUAUCUCGCAUCAGAGGACGCGGUCAACCUCCUCGUUCUUAA
Messenger RNA from Melampsora larici-populina 98AG31, 315 nucleotides. RefSeq lists its product as uncharacterized. NCBI's taxonomy places the organism in Eukaryota, Fungi, Basidiomycota, Pucciniomycetes, Pucciniales, Melampsoraceae. The transcript has 2 exons. The record is from RefSeq and is a predicted model, not a curated record. Bases 1 to 315 code for a protein of 104 amino acids.